Papaver somniferum (opium poppy) is the source of this 1375-nucleotide messenger RNA. RefSeq names its product protein SRG1-like. The record is from RefSeq and is a predicted model, not a curated record. The coding region runs from base 75 to 1181 and encodes 368 amino acids. Lineage: Eukaryota; Viridiplantae; Streptophyta; Magnoliopsida; Ranunculales; Papaveraceae. The transcript has 4 exons.
GUCAGGUAGUUGCAUAUGGCAUCUCGUUGACCAAAACAGAAGAGCUUGUCUGUUCAAUCUUACCAUCCAUCAGGAUGAGCUUAGGAAGUUCAUCGGUAGUAGUCGUGCCUUUGGUUCACGAAUUGGUCAAAGAAAACAUCACUGAAAUCCCCAAUCGAUACAUUCGUACUACUAGUUGUCUUGAUCAUGAAUAUCAUCACAGUGAUGGCGCUUCUAAGUACGACAUACCUGUUAUCGACGUAGACGGGGGCUUACUCUCUGGAGAAUCAGUAUUGGCAGAUUCUGAACUACACAAACUUCAUUCUGUUUGCCAACACUGGGGCUUUUUCCAGGUGGUGAACCAUGGAAUUAGCUCUAUACUGAUUGACCAAUUAAAAUCGGAAAUACACAACUUGUUUCAACUUCCAUUAGAGGAGAAAACCAAGAUAUGGCGUGAAGCAGGAGAAAUGGAGGGAUUUGGGCAAAAGUUUGUUGUUUCAGAUGAGCAGAAGCUUGACUGGUCAGACACAUUCUCCAUAACAGCUCAACCAAUUAAAAUGAGAAAGCCUCAAAUAUUUGCUGGGAUGCCAUUACUACUAAGGGAGGCUUUGGAAGCUUACUCUUUGGGAUUAAAAAAUCUGACGAUGAUUCUACUAGGGAAAAUGGCUGAGGCUCUAAAGAUGGAUUCUGAUGAGAUAGAAGAGUUAUUCAAUGAUUGUACCCAGAGAAUGAGAAUGAAUUACUAUCCUCCUUGUCCCAAGGCAAAGCAGGUCAUAGGUUUAUCACCACACUCAGAUGCUGCUGCUUUGAGUAUCGUCCUUCAGCUCAACCAAACUGAAGGCCUUGAGAUUCGUAAAGAUGGAAAAUGGGUUCCUGUAAAACCCAUCCCUGGAGCACUUAUAGUCAAUCUCGGAGACAUGAUUGAGAUUCUGAGCAAUGGUGCAUAUCCAAGUAUUGAGCACAGAGUAAUGGUGAAUCCAACAAAAGAGAGGCUUUCAAUUGCCACAUUCCAUUCAACCAAUCCAGGUUCUGAGUUCGGCCCUGCACCUUGCUUGAUUGAUCCACCACAUAAACCAGCACUAUUCCGAAGAGAGACUGAGAAGAAAUACUAUGAAAAUUUCUUUGCUAAAACACUUAAUGGAAAGACCACUAACCUCGAUUUCAUGAGGAUUAAUACUGAAAAUGGUAACCGGUCCAGUUGAUUGUUAUCAUGGUAUUGCUAGUUUGGUAUCUGGUUGUAAUUUGUUUGGCUAUUUUAAGUUCGGAUUUUUAUGUUUGAUCCGUGAAUAAAAAAUUCCAAAAAUGUGCAUAUGUACAUCUAUUUUCCCUUGUAGACUUGUAGAACUAUCAAACUUGCAAAUUGAAACAAAUUGAAAAUGAGUUGAGUUCUUCAUUA